AUGCCGAGCAGAGGGCGUCGCUCGGACCCCAACAUCGACUCACGAUCCAACCGUCGCCGUUCCAAGACAACGCAGAGUUUGGCAUCGAAUGGCUCAGCAGUCAACAGUGCUCUAUUGAGCCACCCAACCACGUCCGUGGGACGGACUUCGUCCACCGGGCUCACGAGCCCGUCGGACACACUGCCCGACUUUGAUCCAGCUCCGUUUUGUCCGGAUGACUCCGACCCUGAUUUCCGGCAUGCCGUUGUCUCUCCACCUCUGGAUCCUGGCCAGGACUUGUAUGCGCCGACGGGCCCCGACCAAGGGCACUAUGGGCAAUCGAGUCCUGAGGCCGUUGAUUAUGCGUCCCCUGGCAGCAGCAACGACACGGCGGCAUCAAUGGUCGUAUUUCCCGGCUCGCCUCCCUCUCCUCCCAAAAUGAUGGGCGAAAAUCCCACGUACGGCUUCGAUGCUUGCCUCAGCCUCGUCGGUGCCGGGUACCAGGCCGCUUCGCCGUAUCCACUUCGUCUCCGUGAUGCCGACAUCUACGGGCUAAGUGACGCUGUUGACACCAACCACCAAGUCAACCAGCAUUGCCAACAACCGCAAGGAGAAGAGGAAUGGGACAUGUGUGACGACGGAAUGGUCUAA
Molecule: messenger RNA, 630 nt
Organism: Parathielavia appendiculata
Lineage: Eukaryota; Fungi; Ascomycota; Sordariomycetes; Sordariales; Chaetomiaceae
Exons: 2
Coding region: 1-630 (209 amino acids)
Source: RefSeq, a predicted model, not a curated record